UUAAUAAGCCAAUUAAUUAACUAUCAAUUUCUGCAAAUUAAUAAAGUACAGUCUGCUAUUUCUUCAAUGGGUAACAAGGAAAGCAGCCACCGCCGCCAUGCCCGUGACGAUGGAGACCGGGAAAGGCAACCUCUACUUGGGGGCGCUCCAGAUGAUCGGCGGCCUCUACCUUGCUGCGGUUGUGGCACUGGCUGGUGCAUGUUCAUUAGUGGUUUCUUUCUUGUUGCUGUCCCAUGGUAUAUUGCUGCCUUCAUUCUGAUCUGUGGCAAAGUUGGUCGUCGUGAGAAACCAGGAUACAUCGCCUCCACAAUUGCUGCUGUUGGUGCCACAGGUGCACUUAUUUAUGGUCUAUACCGUCUCCUUCCUCAUCUUAUUCCAUUGAUCAUGGCUUUGUUUGGAAUCUAGUCUAUCACCAGAACAAAAUGAGCCAUUGCAUGUGCGUCUAUCGUAGAGACCAAUUUAUGUAUGUAUAGUAUGUUUUACAACAGACACAGAUUGAUCAUAAAAUCUGAGUCUAUUGUAAAAAAAGACGCAAAUCGUAGCACUUUCUGCGUCUGUUCCUACGCAGAUUGUUACUUGGCUCGAUCUUCUAUAAUGUACCAUCAAUAUGUGAGUGUACGUUUUAUCCUAAGUGGUGAAUAAUUUGUGCUUCACGCACACAGCUUCAAUCAUGUAAUAUGUUAUAUUUAUUGUUAAUAUAGUCAUAUAUGUUAUGUUUGUCUUCAA
This is a messenger RNA of Ipomoea triloba (trilobed morning glory), 726 nucleotides long. Its product is annotated as 60S ribosomal protein L18a-like protein. The transcript is spliced from 4 exons. The record is from RefSeq and is a predicted model, not a curated record. NCBI's taxonomy places the organism in Eukaryota, Viridiplantae, Streptophyta, Magnoliopsida, Solanales, Convolvulaceae. Bases 67 to 405 code for a protein of 112 amino acids.